Molecule: messenger RNA, 526 nt
Organism: Python bivittatus (Burmese python)
Lineage: Eukaryota; Metazoa; Chordata; Lepidosauria; Squamata; Pythonidae
Source: RefSeq, a predicted model, not a curated record
GCAGCCUUUACUUUGCACACCACCUGCCCUUCAACCACCAUGGGGAAGGGAUGGAUCUGGGGAGUACCCAGCCUCUCUCUGCUGUUCGUGGUGACUCUCCUUUCCAGGACUUCCUUGGCUACUCACAUUGAACCGCAGUACUUGGUUCUGGUGCCCUCUGUGAUCCACACAGAGACCUCUGAGAAUGUUUGUGUCCAGAUGAACCAUUUGAACGAGACAGUGACCUUGAGCAUCACCAUGGAAUAUGAGGGCCGGAACACAAGCUUGAUUGACGAUGUGGUGGCUGAGAAGGACAUCUUCCAAUGUAUUUCCUUCCAGCUUCCCAGGUUGAACACUUCCUCAAGCAGUUCUUCAAGCUAUUCUUCAAGCUAUCUCAGCCCUACAGACCUUUCCAAGGUUGUUAUCAAGGUGGCAAUGAAGGGACAACAUUUGCACAUGAUGCAACAAGAAAUAGUCACAGUCAGGAACUUGAAUGACCUACUUUUUGUUCAGACAGACAAGCCUAUCUACAAGGCAAGACAGGAAG